Molecule: messenger RNA, 2730 nt
Organism: Cladocopium goreaui
Lineage: Eukaryota; Dinophyceae; Suessiales; Symbiodiniaceae
Source: the annotation of a GenBank genome assembly
AUGGCUCGCCAACGAGUGGGUCAAUCACGUCGCUUCAACCUGUUGGUUGCUAUUGCGACUGUCGUGCUGUGCUUCUUGCACCUGCCCAUCAACGGCUCGCAAACUCUAGCAGUACCAGGUUCAGGGACAGAAGCUCGUAGAGCAAGGCUAGAGAAAUUGAAGAUGAAAGAACUGAAGACAAAGCUGCGCGAGAAGGGUUUGAAGGUGUCAGGGCGAAAAGCAGACCUUGUGGAGCGAUUGAUGGAAGCGUUGCCGAAAAUGCGCAAAAUUCCACAAGCAGAGGAACCUGCAAUUUUCGAUACGGAUGUGUUCAUUCCUCUGCAGGAAACCAGUCAAAAGCUAGAAACUUUAUUGCAAGACAAAAGGGUGGUUUUUCUGCGUGCUGGUGUGGCUAGCGGCAAGUCUACAUUGGCGCAGCAUCUUUGUUCAGUGCAGCCGUCAAAGUACUUGCAAGUUUAUCCUCCUGCUUUUGAUAGUUUGACCUCUCAGCACUGGCAGAUAAAGUUCAGGGCAGCUUUGGAGAACGAGCCUUCCGGUCCUGAUGUAGCGAAACGAAGCAUCGAAGAUGCAGUCAAAUAUGUACAUGACAAUGAUCAGGUGCUGGUCUUUGAUGAAUGCCACUUGCUGUUUGCUUGCCCCGAGUUCUACCAGCAGUUCCUGAAAACGCCCCCGUAUCUGAAAAAGCGUCCAAUGGUUUUGCUAUUAUCUGCAGCAUCUGAAAUGCAAAGUGUGCAAGGACAGACCUUUACAACGCCAACGGAAAUUACUGCAAAGUACAUGUGGACGCCUCCAAUGCCAGAUGCCAAAGUGCUUGUUGAUCAACUUGCUGAUGCCAAUGUCUAUUUGUCUGAGGACGCAGUCCACUUUUUCCUUCAUUUAUGUGGAGGUCACAGAGGCAUUCUUAUGAGAGCCAUGGAAUGGGUGCAGAUGAAGCAGAAAGGCGCCGCUAAACCGUGGACCGUCGCACAAGCCUACGGCGAAGUCAAGAUGGCAUGGGAAGAUGGAGACUGGGGUUGCCCAGGCAGUUUUCUGGCAAACCUUGCAACUGUUCGCGCCAUUCGUGUAAACGGAAAUUAUGCAGAUCUUGCAAAUAUCCCACAAAAGUUUCUUGAGAUCUUAUGCGGUGGUGCCACCAGCAACUUGGAAUCGGAAGACCGUCGUAAUCUCACAAUCCAUGGUUUCUUGCUUCCAGUUGCUGCUAAAGGCAGUACUGAAGAGUUCUUGCGAUAUGAUUGGAGUGCGCAGGGGGCAAGUUACGGUGUUUCCUCCCACUUGUUGGCUUCUUAUUAUCGCUAUGUCCUAGAGAAGCGGUCUCCGCAGCUUGCAACCAUCACAGCUGCCAUUGCUGCCGCAAGACAAACCCCACCGGCUGUGCCGGGUGCAGCCCCGCAGCCAUUGGGUGGGCUAGCCGUGGGAGCUCCACCUGGACUUCCAGCCCAGGGUGCAGCGCCUGUUGCUUUGCCACCGGCGGCCCCUCCAGCACUGCCCACCACCCCAAUGCCAACUGCAGCGGUCCCUGGUCCCGUGGUGGCCACAGCCCCACCGCCCGCGCCAGCGCCCAACCCGCAGGCGGCGGCGAUUCUGGCGCAACUGGCUGCAGGAGCCACCGGCACAGGUGGAGCGGCAACCUCACAGUCUGCUGUCUUAGCCGCCCUGGCCCAAAAUGCCGCUGGCACGCAAGCACCAGCCGCCGCACCUCCCAAUCCCCAGGCAGUUGCACUGCUACAAGCUUUGGCUGGGGGUGCUACUGGAACUGCACCUGCUGCACCUGCUAUAGGCCCUUCACCACCUCCAUCAUCCACAUUGACCCCACAAGCGGCUGCUGUCAUUGCUGCGCUCGUGGCCAGGCAACAGCAACAGGCAUCACAAGCUGCAACUCCAGGCUUGCAAAGCUCACUGGCCCUCACCCCCCAACCAGCAACUGCCGCCCCAAAUGCCCCACCCACUGGAUCUGGACAGAUCGAUCUCUUUGCUCACUUAGCCGCCUCCGCACGCAUCAAUGCAGCCAUGAAUGCUGCCUAUGCACCAGCUGAAGAAGAGCAGCCGCCUCCAACAGCCCCUGAGCCUGCAGCCUUUGAUAAGGAUGCCUUGAAGAGACUAGCGCAGAGAGCAGCAGAGGGACCCAUUGAAGAUGAGCUACCUCCGCCACCACCACCAGAGCACAAGAAGCCACCUGCAGAAGAGACGGCAUUGGUUCCCGCCGAUCCGCCGGGCCCACCCGUUGCAGAAGUGCCAAUGGAGGAGGGAGCCGAAGCUAGUGAGGGACAGGAUGCCGAGACCAAUGGCAGCCUUCUCCUGCCAGCGCCAGAAGCCGAAGUGAAGAAAAAGGACUCCUCUUCGAUUGCAACGAUGUUGAGCUACGCGCAGCACAAUGUGGCGAAGGGCAAAGUGCCUUCGGACAAAGCUGUGGACACGGCUUCCUUGCAACAGGCAUUCACCAUCGGUGGUGGAGCAUCGGGCCACUUCAGCAUGAAGGGAGGAUUGAUGUUGUCACCCUUUGAUAGCCUUCUACACCGCCUGGAUGCAGCAGGUGCCGACCUCUCCUCCGAGGACCGCAAGGACCUCCAGCUGCAGAUCACGGCGCUGCUCCCGAAGCUCGAAGCACAGAAGGCGGCCGACCUGGUCUGCAAGCUGCAGACGGCCGAGGGUUGGGUGCCUCAGGAGCCGAGAUGGAACUGGAAGCUGGGUGAUUUUUGGGCAAAACCUUGGAAGCUUGACUGUUUAGGUUAG